AAUAACCUAAUAAUAUAAUAAUAAUAUCGGUACAGUGCAAGCAAGUACGAGUAGUUUGUGACGUGAAGUAGGGUAGUCUAGUAAAAAGAAAACAUAAAAAAUGAAUAAAUAUAAUGCGUAUACAAAGUAAUUACAAGUAAGGGAGGUGACAUAUUAGACUUAUCUGAUGUUUUUAAAUUUUGGUGUGCGAUUAUUCAUUAUAUAGACAGACAAUCAUAUAAUAUAUAUAUAUAUAUAUAUCAAAAUUUUCAACAAUACUUUGUCUCUCACUCUCAGUUGGUCCACUCAACACCCAAACUUAGUGGUUAAGUAGUCUGUGGCCUCGCCUCACCAAUGGACUAGACAAAACGCCAAAAAGAAUAAUGUAGCUAAUCGAUAUAAUGUCAAUUGUCAAGUCAUAUAAAUAAUAAGUUCCAAGUGGAUAUAUGUCAAAAAAAAUAUAAAAUAAUUCUGCAAUUGGAAUGAAUUUAGAUAAAGUUUUUUGGAGAACAAACAUUGUAAAAUCGUUAAGGUCCUACAGUAAAAUAAACAUCCCACGUCAAAAAAGAAUAAGAAGUAGAAUAGAUAUGGAUUUAAAAAGCCGUGAAGAUCCCGUGGUGCUCAAAUUAGACACCCCAGAAUUCCAAAAUAUUUUUAACCAAGAAGUGAUUGAGUUGAAAAAACUUUUCGACAAAUACAAUUACGAAAUCAGAAUCGCUGGUGGAGCCGUAAGAGACUUACUUCUUGGACAGCAAGCAAAAGACUUAGACUUUGCCACAACAGCAACUCCUCAGGAAAUGAAAGAAAUGUUUACUGCAGAAAAUGUGCGAAUGAUUAACAUGGCCGGAGAAAAACAUGGAACUGUCACACCUCGAAUAAAUGAUAAAGAAAAUUUUGAAGUCACUACUUUAAGAAUAGAUAUGGUCACAGAUGGAAGGCAUGCAGAAGUGGAAUUCACAAAAGAUUGGAAGCUAGAUGCUAAUAGAAGAGACCUUACUAUAAAUUCAAUGUUUCUUGGUUUUGAUGGAUUAGUCUAUGAUUAUUUUUAUGGCUAUGAAGACUUACAGAAAAGAAGAAUUGCCUUUGUUGGAGAUGCAGAUGUGAGAAUUAAAGAAGAUUAUUUAAGAAUAAUGCGUUAUUUUCGCUUUUAUGGUAGAAUAGCUGAGAGUGCAAAUAAUCAUGACCAACAUACCAUAGAUGUUAUCAAACAAAAUGCAGAUGGUCUAACAAAUGUGUCAGGAGAAAGGAUAUGGAUGGAGUUAAAAAAGACAUUGCAAGGAAACUUUUCUGGAGAUUUAUUGAAAAAAAUGUUAGAAGUCAAUAUUGGACCUUACAUAGGUUUACCCAACCCAAAUAUAAAAGAGCUGGACAAGUUGUUAAAACGGAGCAAGCAUUUAGACUUGCAGCCUAUGAGUUACUUAGCUGCACUACUUAACAAUAUUGAUGAUGCAACAUUGUUACAUGCGAGAUUAAAAUUCUCUAAUUAUGAUCGAGACAUGACCUACUUUAUAAUUGAAAAUAGAGAUAGUGAUGAUGAGAGUGCUCCUAGACCAUUAUUACCCUAUGAGAAAAUAGUUUUGAAUACCAAAAUAAAGCAACAAGAUGCUUAUGACUAUGUUGUUGAAUUGCUUAAAUAUAGAGGUGAUGAAAAACUUUUAGAAGAUUUUAAAAAAUGGAUCAUACCACGAUUUCCAGUGAAUGGUAAAAUUCUAAAGGAGAAUGGAUAUAUGCCUGGCAAAAUGUAUAGUCAUAUUAUUUACAAAUUAAAGGAUAUGUGGAUAGAAAGUGAAUACCAGCUUGGUAUUGAUGAUUUAGUAAAAUUAAUACCGAGUAUUGUAGAUAAAAAUAAAAUUAAAUAAAUGCAUAAUAUACUAAAA
Messenger RNA from Nymphalis io (European peacock), 1856 nucleotides. Its product is annotated as CCA tRNA nucleotidyltransferase 1, mitochondrial. Gene Ontology annotation, biological process: RNA processing. The record is from RefSeq and is a predicted model, not a curated record. The transcript is spliced from 6 exons. NCBI's taxonomy places the organism in Eukaryota, Metazoa, Arthropoda, Insecta, Lepidoptera, Nymphalidae. Gene Ontology annotation, molecular function: nucleotidyltransferase activity; RNA binding. The coding region runs from base 462 to 1838 and encodes 458 amino acids.